Messenger RNA from Lagopus muta (rock ptarmigan), 8410 nucleotides. RefSeq names its product semaphorin 3D (gene SEMA3D). The transcript has 18 exons. The coding region runs from base 351 to 2636 and encodes 761 amino acids. The record is from RefSeq and is a predicted model, not a curated record. Gene Ontology annotation, molecular function: semaphorin receptor binding; chemorepellent activity. Gene Ontology annotation, biological process: neural crest cell migration; axon guidance; negative regulation of axon extension involved in axon guidance. Lineage: Eukaryota; Metazoa; Chordata; Aves; Galliformes; Phasianidae.
GUGGAAAGGGGUGGCGGGGAUGGAGGAAGGGAAGCCAGGGGAAAGUCUGACACUUCGCGCAGAAGGAGCGAGACCCUCCGCCGCCGCAGCCGCCGCCGCCGCCGGGGAGGAGCCCGUCCGGCUCGCAACGCCUCCCAAUCCCGAUCCCGGCACCGGCCCCGGCCCCGCACCGAGCUCAGCCCGCACCGCGCCACCGCUCGUCUCCCCGCAGGUACCACGCAGCCCCACCGCUCCGCGCCGCGCCCCGCAACACUUUUCCUCCCAUAGAAAGGUGCAGAUUAAACUUGGAUUGUUUGAAGAGUGCGGAGAUAUUUCACGGUAGUGCAAAAAGUGCAUAAGAAGAGAGCAAAAUGAGAGCUUCCCAAGUACCGAAUGCCUGCAGUCUGUUAUCUUUAGCAAUGCUGUUCCUUCCCGUCACUGGAACGUCAAAACAAAAUAUCCCAAGACUCAAACUUUCCUAUAAAGACUUGCUGCUUUCAAACAGCUGCAUCCCAUUCCUGGGCUCUACAGAGGGGCUGGAUUUUCGAACCCUGCUGCUAGAUGAGGAGAGGGGCCGGCUGCUCGUUGGGGCAAAAGACCACAUCUUCCUGCUCAACUUGGUUGAUUUAAACAAAAAUGUAAAAAAGAUUUACUGGCCUGCAGCAAAAGAAAAGUUGGAAUUAUGCAAACUAGCUGGGAAAGAUGCCCAUACAGAAUGUGCCAAUUUUAUUAGGGUCCUUCAGCCCUACAACCGAACACAUGUUUAUGUCUGUGGCACAGGAGCAUUUCACCCCCUCUGUGGAUACAUUGAACUUGGCACUCACAAAGAGGAAACAAUAUUCAGGCUGGAUACUCAGAACUUGGAGUCGGGCAGGUUGAAAUGUCCUUUCGAUCCUCAGCAGCCAUUUGCAUCAGUGAUGGCAGAUGAGUAUCUUUAUGCUGGAACAGCUUCUGAUUUCCUUGGCAAAGACACUGCUCUAACACGUUCCCUGGGCCCUUCUCACGACCACCAUUACAUCAGAACUGACAUUUCUGAACAUUACUGGCUUACUGGAGCAAAAUUCAUUGCAACUUUUCCCAUCCCGGACACCUAUAAUCCAGAUGAUGACAAAAUCUACUUCUUUUUCCGAGAAAUAUCACAAGAUAGUAGCACCUCUGACAAGACAAUUCUUUCUCGAGUUGGGAGAGUUUGUAAGAAUGACGUGGGAGGUCAGCGGAGCCUAAUAAACAAAUGGACUACUUUUCUGAAAGCCAGGCUAGUGUGUUCAAUACCUGGUCCUGAGGGAGCCGACACACAUUUUGAUGAGCUACAAGAUAUAUUCUUACUUUCUACAAGAGAUGAGAGAAACCCUCUUGUAUAUGGAGUCUUCACUACAACAAGCUCUGUCUUCAAGGGCUCUGCAGUUUGUGUGUACAGCAUGGCAGAUAUCAGAGCUGUUUUCAAUGGCCCUUACGCUCACAAAGAGAGUGCAGAUCAUCGAUGGGUGCAAUAUGAAGGUCGUAUCCCAUAUCCCAGACCUGGUACCUGCCCAAGCAAAACCUAUGAUCCACUUAUAAAAUCUACCAGAGAUUUUCCCGAUGAAGUCAUUAGCUUCAUAAAGCGCCAUCCCCUGAUGUACAAAUCCGUUUACCCGCUGACGGGAGGACCAGUGUUCACGCGAAUCAAUGUGGACUAUCGGCUGACUCAGAUUGUGGUGGAUCAUGUCAUGGCAGAGGAUGGGCAAUAUGACGUUAUUUUCCUAGGAACAGACAUAGGCACAGUACUGAAAGCUGUGAGUAUCACUAAGGAGAAGUGGAGUAAGGAGGAGGUGGUCCUGGAAGAGCUACAGAUAUUCAAGCACCCUUCUUUUAUCUCAACCAUGGAGAUUUCUCAGAAGCAGCAACAAUUGUACAUUGGUUCCAGGGAUGGAUUGGUUCAGCUCUCUCUGCACAGAUGUCACACGUAUGGGAAGGCUUGUGCAGACUGCUGCCUUGCCAGAGACCCAUACUGUGCCUGGGAUGGAAACUCCUGUUCCAGAUACGCCCCCACUUCUAAAAGGAGAGCAAGAAGGCAAGAUGUCAAAUAUGGAGACCCUGUCGCACAGUGCUGGGAUGUGGAAGACAGCAUUAGUCAUGAAACUGCUGAUGAAAAGGUGAUUUUUGGCAUUGAAUUUAAUUCAACUUUUCUGGAAUGUAUUCCUAAGUCCCAGCAAGCCUCUAUUAGGUGGUAUAUUCAACGCACUGGAGAAGAGCAUCGAGAAGAGCUGAAGGCAGACGAAAGGAUCAUCAAAACAGAGCACGGGCUGCUGAUCCGCAGCUUGCAAAGAAGGGAUGCAGGAGCCUAUUUCUGCAAAGCCCAGGAGCACACCUUCAUCCACACCAUUGUGAAGCUGAAUUUAAACGUCAUUGAGAAUGGGCAAAUGGAAAGCACCCAGAAAACUGAGGAUGAGGAGGGUCGGGUGAGGGAUUUGCUGACAGAGUCCCGGCUGAGGUACAAGGACUAUAUCCAACUUGUCAGCAGUCCCAGCUUUAGCCUGGAUGAGUACUGUGAACAGAUGUGGCACCGGGAGAAACGGCGACAGCGAAACAAAGGCGGUGCCAAAUGGAAGCAUGUGCAGGAGAUGAAAAAAAAGCGAAACCGAAGGCAUCAUGAGCCAGCCAGGCCACCAUCCACAUAGUUUGCAAACACUAUUUAAAGAAAGGACACUUUCCAUGAAAAAAAUACUGUGUUUUGGUUUUGUGCAUCUUGCCUAUGAAUUAGUACUGCUUCUUAUUGAAAUAACUCAUCAUUGCUAUUAAUUUGUACAUGAAUGUACAAUGGGGUUUGAUACCUUAUUGGAGAGCCACCCACCAGGCAAUAAUUCCAAAUGCUUUCAUUAAAAAGAAAAGAUGUACACUUUGAGCUAAUCUGGAUAGCCUGAGGCUACAUGAGCUGUGUUCUCCACUUUCUGCAUAAUUUUCACAUAGGAUUUAGUAUCCGUGUUCCCAUGUUAAUAUCUGCUGCCACGUUCCACCCCAGACAUAGCUCCAUUUCAGGAGAGGGCAGAUGUAUUUGUAGUUCUUUGGCAUCUUUCUUAAUAAGAAGCAUGGUAGAAAUGUGUGACAGAUCUGCAAAAAUACCCACUAAUUUACCCAUUGGGCUUCUAUACAGGCACAGGGGUGGGGUUUGCUAGCACAUAGGGGCUCAGCAAAAAAUCAAAUUAAGUACUGGCUUAGGGACAACGCUGAUUUUUCCCAUUAAAAAAAAAAAAAUGAAAGCAUAAUCAUAGUUUAAGAGAGGGAAAUUAUCAAGCCUUAUUCAUUUGAGUUUGAUAGCCAUCAGUUUGCAGUCCAUCUGCUGAAAUGAAAUGUUGACUCUAAUUGAAACUGCCACUGAGAUGCUUGGGAGUAAAUUUCCUAAGUGGUGUGUGGGAGGUAUGUGCACAAAUCCUAUUAACAAAUAAUGGGAUUCUUGCCUAUGCCUCUCUCAUAUCUCUAAAUGUUGCUCACUGGCUGUAUCUCUGGCCCUUUGCUAGCCUCAUUUUAUGCAAAGGAAAAGAAAAAUAAAAGACAACAAGAAUGCUAAAACAAAAGACGAUGAGGGAAGAUAUUUAGUAACUGAGACCAGUGCUCUUGACACAGAGCUGACAUUCCUCAGAUGUGUGUAUUCUUUGGGAUUUUCUCCCAAAGGUCUUAUGUAUUUUUAAGUUGAAAAUUUGCCUUGUUGGAAUUGAUACUUUUAUUAUAAAUAAAUAAAACAAGAGAUGUCCAUGUGUAAAUAAAACUUGUAAGUUAGAAAUAUGCUAUGUACUAUGAUUCCAUUUGUAAAGUGUUCCUUGUGCCUCAGUUUGUAUUUUGGUUGUAACAGUGUAAAUCUUUUCACAUAAACAAAAAACCGUGUCCUUAUUCUUAUCUAGUUGACAUCAUCACGGUUUCACUGAAUUUAUUCCUGAUAUGCAGUAACAAACACAAGCUCAAAAUCAGGCCUACUGUCUUUUCUCAUAAGUCACAGCCCCCCUCUCUCCUCUUCCAGCUAAACCCCUCCAUUUUUCCUUUCAUGCCUUUUUGAGUGUGAAAUGGCAAAUUAACCACUUCUUCACAUGGAGGAGAGCUUUGAUGGAUACCAAAAUGACAGACUUUACUCAUUUCUCAUGCAUUCUACCGAUCUGGAGAGCAAAGUCUGUGGGAAACCCAUGUAAUUGGUGAGCACCUCAUUAAGAAACUGAGAACACUGCUCAGGAAAUUGUAGGUUCUCCUUUACCCAUGUUGAUGUUUGCGUAUGCAUUUAGUCCUGGGUUGAUAACUAUGUAUAUACCAUUUUCAUCACUGUUCAUUUCUUUUCUGUUGAAAGUCAGACAUGGCAACAUGUGCAUCAGACCUCAGAAAGGAAUCUCAGUUUACCCACGCUUCCUGUUACACCUGAAAGUUGCAUUUGCAUGUGUUGUAUAAAAGCCGGUGAUACUGUAUGUCAUUAAUUUUAGAUACUUUUUUUAAAAAAAAGGAGAUUAUAUAUGAGUUAAUUAGGAAAAAUUAGAUAGCAUGCAUGCAAUGCUUUGAUAGUGUAUAGGACUGAGUGCUAAUAUUAUAAAACAUGUCUGUGAGGAAGAGGGAAUUUCUCAUCUCAAGACUUUUAAUUAGCAGAGAGACUGAUGCUGAAGACACUACCCAGGAGUACACUACUUUGAACACCUGCCCAGAACUUUUUUCUGACACUUUUGCAACACGGGAGGCUCAUCAUUUUGAGCACCUUGAUUUAAAGGCUGAUUAAGACUAAAAGGAGGUUUGGGGUGCUAUAAAACUACUAAAUGUAAAGAACCCUAUGGCUGGGAUACUCAAAUAUUCUUGGCUGGAAUUUUGUGAUGUCAUAAUACAGAACCUGUGCAAUUAUUAUUAGAUUUUUAUCAGUCCAUUAAGUCCCAUUUCUCUGACUCAAACAUUAAUUAAAUGUGUGGAAUCACAGCAAGACUAUGGAAUAACACAUGGUCUAGGUUUACAUGGAUUGACAAAGAGCCUACUCUUCUCUCCAGCAGUGACACAGUACUUUAAUUAUGGCAUUUCAGACAACUGUCAUCUCAUGUUUAUUUAAAAUCAAAUCAGUUCCUCUCUUCCAUGUUAUUUUUUCUCCUCCAUGAAAACUAAAUCACUUAAUUUAUGUUUAGAUAUGACUGGGGGCAUGUAUUCUACGAAUGAAACCCCCACGCUGACUUUAGUAGAAAUCCUGAAUGACUAAUUUCUCAGUGCUGGGAGCAGUAGAUUUUAAUGCUUGAAUUAAAAUGUUAUUACCCUUAAAAAACAACUUUCAUUUCUUUUAUUUCAAAUGUUGUUGCAAUGAGAUUCUUUUUAAAGAAAUGACCUCAUCAGUCUGGGUAGCAUAAAACCCCAAGAGAGAUAUAAGGACACUUCCAUUAUGGGGGAAAAAUUCAAUAUCCUCCAAAGCAGUUGGCUGUACUGGGUUCAUGCCACUCCAGGGAAAAUAUUUAAUAAUGUUGCACAGAUAAAAGUCUGUGUUUUGAUACACUGGAUAAGAUGUGCCCUAAAGCUGUCAGGGCUAGCACAGCUUCUUAUGCUCAGUAGAUUUUAUAUGCGCAAGGUGGCCAAAGGAUGUUGGGGAUCAGGGGGUGAGCAGGAUCAAUCAGUGAUCACUGCUGAAGACAGGUUUUGUUAGGCAGGAUUCUGUAAUGCAAACCCAGGAGGAGCCAUGCUUUAUUUUUUCUGCAAACUGAGGUCCCAGACUGAGGUGCAGAGGAUUAACUCAUCCAGAAACUAGACCAUCAGAGGAUCAGAAAUGAUCUUUUCAGAAAAGUUAAUCUUGUGUAUAGUUAAGGGCUAAAACCAAAACCUGCCUAAAAUUCAAAGUGAUGAUUUGGAGAUCUGUUGGGCUGCUCUGAGCAGUACUAUGAGCCACACCAGGCUCAUAGUUAAAUUGAAACAGAGCCUUGCCUCCUGCAAGAGCUCAAUAAAAGUGAAGUUAAACAAAGUUUUGGUCCAUGGUGGAAAAAAAGUUGCCUCCACUGUAGUUUUUAAACAGAUCCCUUAGUGCAUAUGAUACAACAUGGAUAUUUGUUUACAAAUGUAUUCAACCAGGAGUCCAAUUAUUAAUAAAUUAUCUUUCUUUCAACAAAACAUUGCCACUGACGCUGCUUCAGAAGAUGGCCAGUGCUUGACUGCAGUGGUUUUAAACAGUUUUCUAGAAUAACCAGCACAAUGUGAGCUCUAGUUAUAAAAAUACUGAAAACUGACAUAAUCUUUAAAGCCCAACAGGGCUCUAAGCUCUGUAGAGAUCUUGUAGCCAGUUAAAAUAAAACAGAAAAUGUGAUUAGCAGAAAAAGGAAUAAAGUAUUAACACUUAUAGUGAUAAACAAGUUGAAUUACUGGAAACUGUUCCGACAACAGGUGUGAAUGUGUUUUCAUGCCAUAAGCAAAUACUUUUCUCUUAAAGCAGUUAAACCUACUCUAGCUUGAGAUAUCUCAGAACCUGAAUUCUUUCCAAUUCAUAAGUAGGCUUUGGAUCUGGUUCUCAUGUCACUCAUAAUGAAGUAAUUAGGAUAAAGGCUGCAUCUUCACAUGCUUCUGAGAUCAGAAAAUCCCUACAGUUAAAAGGCUAUGAAGCAUUUAAUCUAACCAUUACAGGUAUUGAUCUACAUUUAAUAUUUCAGAUAACUAACUACUGCUUGUUAUUACUGCUCAGUUAUUCACAUAAUGAGCCCAUGUGUCUCAUAAUAAUGUCUCAACAUUUAAUAACAACUAAAGCAAAUUGAUUUUACUAAAGUCUUUUUAUAUGAGCAUAUGUGUAUAGCAGGACAUACACAAAUGUGUUAUGUUCAUUUUUUAACAGAGGGUGAUUGCAAAAGACAAAUGUGAUUUUCAAGUGUUAAGAUUCAGAUUGGCUUCCACUGAAAGCGAAAAUAAAAAGCCUACUGAAAUUGAAUCAUGGUCUAGGGAGAUUAUACCGUAGUUCCAGUCUAGUAGUCAAAGAGCCAAAGCUGUGUGCUGUCCUGAGCCAUGUAUUUGCCUAGUUCUUGUAAUUGAGGAAUGAAGAUCUGAGGAAUGAUAUCUGCAUGAAUAGAAAAUUAAGCCCACCUGUCUCUCUAAUAUUUUGUUACAUUUUAAAAAUCUUAAAUGAUCUCUAUUGUAAUAUUUUAUCAUCGUGUUGCUAAUAUUACCCUGCACUAGGCUUCUAUAACUAGGUAAUGUGACAUUCUUUGUGACUGUAAUCCAGUUUUCAAGGCUUGUAAAUAAUUCCAGUCUAGUGAACACUAGACUGGAAAAAAAAAAAGCACGUGUGACUAAAUGACACCUGACAGGGAAGUGUGUAUGGAGCAAAGGUGUGUCAUUCAGCUCCUCCAUGUGGAAAAAAUGACAUCCAUUGACAUUCAUCGACACUUGCUGAAUAUUUAUGGAGACCAAACAGUGGAUGUGAGCACAGUGAGGUGGUGGGUGCUGUGUUUUCAGCACUAGCAGCUGCUACACUGGGUCACCACCACUGAUGCAGUUUGUUAGGAGUGCGGCAUGCAAGCUGCCGUUAAUUCCUGGAAGAAAUGUAUAGCUAAUGGCAGCAGCAAUGUUGACAAAUAGUGUUUUGUAGCUGAGAAUUUGCUCUAAGAAAAAGUGUUAUUGUGCUCUUCCAAUCUGUUGUAGUUUCUAUUGAAAUAAUUCAUUGAAUCAUGGAAUUCUUAGAGUUGGAAAGGACGUCUGAGGGACAUCUAGUCCAACUUCCCAGCAAUGAACAGGACACCACAACUGGAUCGGGUUGCCAAGGACAUCUCCAGGGACGAGGUAUCCAUCAGAACGCAAGGUGACCUGUUUCAGUACCUCACUGCCCUAAGAUAAUAAACAAGAGAAAUUACUUUUGGAGUAACCUAUUUAGUUAUUUGAUUUUCCUUCCCAUGACUUAAACUCGUUGUCUCCUGCCUCUGAGAGACUUCUGUGUCAGGUAACUGCCUCUGUGUGGAGAAAUAUUGCAGGAUCUGGUAUUUCUUUGGCUUAUAAACCACCCUACCACCCCAAAGUAUCACAAUUUGCCUUCAGACAAUGACUUUCCCAAGCAUCAGCUUUUGCAUUCAGCUGCAGAUGUAAACCAAAUACUGUGAGGUAAAUUAGAGACCAGAUGGUCUUGCAUUUACAAAUGAGAUCUUUGGGACUGUUAAUUAGAGCUCUCCUUUUGCUUUUUACGUAUGUGAGUGCUCAAUUUAAAAUCAAAGUAUUUUGUUCUUUAAAGCAUAAGAUUCUUCAUAUUCUAUAAGAUACAGAAUAACUCCUUGCCUUGCCUUGCCUUGCCUUGCCAUGCCUUGCCUUGCCUUGCCUUCCCUUGCCUUGCCUUGCCUUGCCUUGCCUUCCCUUGCCUUCCCUUGCCUUGCCUUCCCUUGCCUUCCCUUGCCUUGCCUUCCCUUCCCUUGCCUUGCCUUGCCUUGCCUUGCCUUGCCUUGCCUUGCCUUCCCUUCCCUUCCCUUCCCUUCCCUUCCCUUCCCUUCCC